This is a messenger RNA of Paralichthys olivaceus (Japanese flounder), 554 nucleotides long. The record is from RefSeq and is a predicted model, not a curated record. NCBI's taxonomy places the organism in Eukaryota, Metazoa, Chordata, Actinopteri, Pleuronectiformes, Paralichthyidae.
AGGCGAUCAAUAGGAUCUCAGGCGCACUACAAGCACUCUCUUACGUAGACAUCCACCAAGGAGAGAGCCGAUACAACAACACGGUUGAUCUGCUCAAACAAAAAAAUCUACCUGCUCUCUGAAUCAUGUCGUUGAGCCCAAAGCACACUACGCCUUUUUCAGUGACAGAUAUUUUGAGUCCAAUCGAGGAGACCUACAAGAAGUUCAGUGGCAUGGACGGCGCAGGGAACCUAACCUCUCCACUGGGAGCCUACCGACAGCCGCAGGUGUCUCAGACCGGGAUGCAGCAGCACUCCAUGGGCCACAACGCCUCCGUGGCCACCACGUACCACAUGCCGCACACCGUCUCCCAGUUCUCCCACAGCGCCAUGGGGGGAUACUGCAAUGGAAGCAUUGGCAACAUGGGAGACCUCCCGUCGUACCAGGAAAGCAUGCGGAAUAGUGCAGCAGCAACAGGGUGGUACAGCGCCAACCCUGAUCCCAGAUACUCCACAAGUAAUUUAUUGGGGGUACCUCUCUUUGAAAGGACAUAUGAGACAGGCUGGGUACUGUAA